Molecule: messenger RNA, 1260 nt
Organism: Suillus bovinus
Lineage: Eukaryota; Fungi; Basidiomycota; Agaricomycetes; Boletales; Suillaceae
Exons: 3
Coding region: 84-842 (252 amino acids)
Source: RefSeq, a predicted model, not a curated record
GGAUCCUAGUAUACGAUUUCUGAAAAGUCUGUCAGUCCCUUGCAGAGGCAUCCAACGACCAACCGACAGUACUCGACAUAGACAUGAGUCACGAGCAUGUCGAUAACCGUCCAGAGUGUGACCUCUCCACUCCUGAAUUGGAACCUGAUAUCACGCCCUCAUCACACUCUGCAAAUGGCACACCUGUACCCGUGCAAGUCCGCACUCUUCAGUUUAUAGGGUCUCCCCCAGUUCAUACCCCUGAGUUGUUGCAGCCAGGGGAGCCUUUCACACGCGACCUUGUUCCUUCACCGACUCCAUCUGAGCACGGUAGCUUCGGGCGCCCUAGCAUGACUCAGGAGGAUCCCCCGCAUUCUGGAAGCCGUCCUCUACACUCUCCACUGAGUUCGGAAGGUUCUGCUGGUUACUUCUCCGAUGCCAAUCGUUCAUCGACACCAUCAAGCCCUCUGUCUGACCAUUCCAUCGUCUUCGUAUCUGCGGAUUCGAUACCAGAGUACGUUAGAGAGAACCGUGCAUAUCUCGUUGCAACAAGUGCACCGUCCCAAUCUUCUUCAGCAUCCUCUAGUUGUGUCCGUUUACCCUCUGUGAUCACUUCGUCGGAGUCUCUACCAUUUCAACAAGAUGAGAAUGAUGGUGCUGAUGUGCCCCCUGCGCAACCCAACGGCCAAUCUGCGCUUUACUGCAGGAUUUGCCUUCGAGAUCCUUGCGAUGAUACGACUGCGACGAUGUGCGGGCAUGUGUUUUGCAACAGGUGCAUUAUUGAUGCUGUGAUGGCCAGGUCUGCGUGUCCGGUCUGCACUGCUCCCACAUUACUCUACUGUCUUUUCCGCCUUGAUGUCUAAGCAACACCUGUCUUGCUUUUCGACGAUGGACAUGCAUGCCAAUGACACAACAAAUCAUAUUGUAUUUUAGAAUUCUUGAAUCAUCACAAGUUUACCUAUAUCCGUUGCGGACUUGUAAGCAGUAUCUAUCGCAUGGGGAAUUUGUUGUGAAUUCAAUUGCCUCAAAGUUCUUGCGGGAUAGUAAGGCCGAUGAUAGAAUGUAAGUCCGAACGCUCUGGUCGUACUACUACCUCGUAAUAUCAACCGUGGUGAUAUCUCAGAUAGAUCUCAGUCUGCAUUUCGCAUUCGAUCAAACGCCGCGCGAACGCGUGCCCUUGGGUCCAUAGCAUGCAUAUGCGAAUUUUUUCUCAGCAUCUCCAAGUCUAUUUAUAAUAAUACAGGUGGCCCCUAAACAACCGAAUUGUAUGGUGCUUCCUCG